Molecule: messenger RNA, 1026 nt
Organism: Magallana angulata
Lineage: Eukaryota; Metazoa; Mollusca; Bivalvia; Ostreida; Ostreidae
Exons: 5
Coding region: 285-935 (216 amino acids)
Source: RefSeq, a predicted model, not a curated record
GUGUGUGAAAAAAGGUAUUAGUAAAUCACGACAUCCAUCAUGGUAUACAUAUUGAGGAGCGGGCUGAUAAACGGUAACUUGGUGUCCCUUUCUUUCAUCAUCUAUCAUUGUUGAUUUCAGAAAACCUUAGCAGAAGACCAACAACUAAACUGACCCAGAGUUCCACAUACGGUUCUCUGAAUGCUGAUUUAGCCAAUGACGGCGUUUUAAACACAAUAGAAAAGUAUUGUGCUCACACUGCCAUAAGCCAUACAAAAGCCUGGUUACAGGUGGAUCUAGGAAAGAUGUUUAGCAUCAACAAUGUGAAAAUCUUUUAUAGAAAUGAGGGAAAUACCGGUUGGAAACAGUACCGGUUCAGACAGUUUUAUUUAGACGUCUCCACUCUACGUGCAACUGAGACAACAGCCGUACAGAGAACACGCUGUUACACGGACAAUACAACCGCCCCCUACCUACCAUCCACAACCAUUGACAUUCCAUGUAAAGAGACGGCGCGAUACAUCAUAGUGGAAACGACAUAUGACGCGCCUGAAGAUGACCCAAUUACAGGAGCUGUUCUAGAAAUCUGUGAAAUAGAAGUUUAUGGUUGCGAAGUUGGUCAAUAUGGCGAUUAUUGCAAAUGUUGUGAAGGGUGUCAAGAGUGUGACAUUGAAAACGGCAAGUGCGCCAAACAACCAGAGCUUUCAAUCCAAUCCCACGAACAGCCAUGUGAUCAAUCCAUUCUAUAUGGCGUUAUAUCGGCUCUCUGCUUUAGCCUCAUUUUUAACAUCAUUUUUGUCAUUUGGACUUUUAAAAAUAAAGUGUGCGGAGGCAAGGGACAAGAGAAAGACGUACAAACUUCUGGUCAGACAUCAACUAAAGCCCCGUCAACAGACCCUGUAUUAUAUAAGAUAGGAGAGGACAACGAAGGUUACCAGGAACUUAGAGUUACUUGAUUUUGUGAUCUCAGUGGCACACAAUUAAAAUAUGUGUUUUUGAUUUUCAAUUACUUUUCAUUAAGAAUGCAUUUCAAUGUUUGGAAAGUUU